Molecule: messenger RNA, 954 nt
Organism: Chaetomium globosum CBS 148.51
Lineage: Eukaryota; Fungi; Ascomycota; Sordariomycetes; Sordariales; Chaetomiaceae
Exons: 3
Coding region: 1-954 (317 amino acids)
Source: RefSeq, a predicted model, not a curated record
AUGCCAUCCCGUGACGACUGGCCCAAGAUGCCCGAUGGCUACGACUUUGAUGGCCGGCACUUGCUCACCUUGGUCCGUUAUGGUAGCAGUCCGUUCGAUAACGAGUGGGACGUGAAUCUUCUCAUUCAGGAAAUGGAAGACAAGUUUCUCGCUUUGGUGGUUGACAUUCCACAGGUGUCCAAGGGAUAUAACCAUUAUUCUUGUCUUCUUUCCCGGGCAGCUCACAUUCGGGCAUCGCUUUACAGAUUUAAAGUCCCGCCCAACUUCGCCUCUGCCUGGCUCCGACAACGUCUUUUCGAGCAAAAACCGGACUUACUCCCCAUUCCCGUUGGUCCCACGCGCGAGUUCUGCGUUGCCCUCCUCGCCUCCAAGACCGAAGCAACCUUAAAGGAUAUUGGAGACAUGACUGGAUGCGAGGAUGACGACAACAGCGUCGGUCCAAUUGUUGCAGCGGCUAAGAAGUCGCUCCUUCGUCUCAUCCCACACAUAAUGCCCAAAGGCGAUGACAACAUGGACUUAUACCGUUUCGUCCUUGAUCACGGCGACUUUGGCAUUCACAAUAUGUUGAUUGCAAUGGAUAAGAACAACCAGCCUCUCGUGACGUCGUUGUUCGACUGGGAGACUGGGCACAUUGUGCCAGCUAUCCUGUCCGACCCGUUGAUGGCGGUGACAGUCGAUUUAGUGGCUGGUGAAGAUGCGGCGCCUUCCUUGACCCGUUUGCCUGACACCGCAACUGCGGACUUGUUGGAGGAGACCUCGACAUGGUCAAGGCAAUAUUUCAAGGCCCUUUUCUUCGAGGCACCGGAGUACGAGCGCGUUAUUCGGGCGGGUGGGGACGCGCGCCAUAUCUGGUUCACCCUUCAAGCCUGGAGUGGCGAUAAACCUGGGAAGUAUUUUGGCAAGUUGGGGGCUUGGGCUGAGAGAAGGUUGCAGGAACUUGGCGUGAAUCAAUAA